AACACUUGUUAUUAUUCCCUUCACCUUUAAGAUCAACAACAUAUAUUAUUAUGGCUGAACAGCACCACCACCACCACCUCUUCCACCAUCAGAAGGAGGAUGAACAGACCAUGGAUGCCACCGGCACCGAGGUUGAUUACAAGAAGGAAGAAAAGCACCACAAGCACCUUGAACAACUUGGUGAAAUGGGAGCUGUAGCUGCUGGUGCUUAUGCCUUGCAUGAGAAGCAUAAGGCAAAGAAAGAUCCGGAGCAUGCUCACAAGCACAAGAUAGAGGAGGAGGUAGCGGCCGCCGCUGCCGUUGGUGCCGGAGGAUUUGCCUUCCAUGAGCACCAUGAGAAGAAAGAGGCAAAGAACGAAGAGUAUGAGGAGACUCAUGGAAAGAAGCAUCAUCUCUUUGGUUAAAAAAUAAAAGAAGAAGAAAGUGAGAGGGAGAAGAAAAAUAAAAGAGGGUUUAUGUGGGUUUUUGUUUUGGUGUGAAUAUGUUUGUGUUUGUCUUAAGCUUUCAUAAUUUUAAUAAAAAUAGUAAUGAUAUGUGUUUGUAAUUAUUGACUUUAAUGUCUCUACAUAUAACAUGAAGUCAAAAAUAAUACUA
Molecule: messenger RNA, 594 nt
Organism: Arachis stenosperma
Lineage: Eukaryota; Viridiplantae; Streptophyta; Magnoliopsida; Fabales; Fabaceae
Product: abscisic stress-ripening protein 1-like
Source: RefSeq, a predicted model, not a curated record